This is a messenger RNA of Paramormyrops kingsleyae, 2410 nucleotides long. RefSeq names its product hemoglobin subunit beta-like. Lineage: Eukaryota; Metazoa; Chordata; Actinopteri; Osteoglossiformes; Mormyridae. Gene Ontology annotation, biological process: oxygen transport; hydrogen peroxide catabolic process. Gene Ontology annotation, molecular function: organic acid binding; oxygen binding; oxygen carrier activity. Gene Ontology annotation, cellular component: haptoglobin-hemoglobin complex; hemoglobin complex; blood microparticle. The record is from RefSeq and is a predicted model, not a curated record.
UUUUAUAAAGAUAAUAUGGAGACUUGUAACAUUCAUAUGUUUUGUGGUUCCUAUAGCUGGAUAUAUUGAUGUCCCACGUGAUUCAUAUAGAUGUAUUCUUUCCCAGAUUAUAGGCAAUUACGUAUCAGUAAUUCCCCAUAUCCAGGAACGGCAUUCGUUUACCAAGAGUUACAUUACGAUGCUUUUAAGGCCUGUAAAUUUUAAAGUCCAUAUCUCAGAUUUGACUUAUAUUUAUGAUUAUAUAUUAUUAUCCAGCAAGUUGGAUUCUUUUCGCAUGUGAUCAUUAAGCCUAAAAGAAUACCAUAAAAAGAGAAAAAAGAAAAUCAGUUCCUUUAACUAUCUUUGUUUUUUAAUUUUGAAUAAUUUGUCACUGAAAGUCAUGUUACUCCGGAGAUGUGAACUGCUAUAUUUGGUGCGUGGUCAUUACGAUUAGCACGUGGCAUGUCAGUGUCAUAUUAGUUCUAGUCUUUUCAAGUUAUUACUGCAUAUUUGAAUUUGUUUUAAAGCCUUUAUUCGUUUUACGUAGAUUCUCUCUGAAAUACACAACUCACUGUUAGUACUGUGAACUGAUAAAUGCAGUAUUUUAUGAGUCUGCGUGAUGCAAGGAAAGCAAAUUACAGGUUUAGAGUAAUUUAGCUUAGCACGGUAAAUGUCAGCAUUGUUGUUUUAAUAUAGGCUACCCAUUUUAUCAAACCAUUUGCUCAAUUAUAUAUAAAAAGUAGCAUAUAUUCUUCUACAUUAAUAUUAAUUAAUAUAAUAUAAUAAAAGGUAAACAAAUUGCAAGUUUAUAGUUUAAAUACGGGUUUUAAGAUAUUUGCAAAAUGCUGUCGUAGUCCGUCAUGGGUGGACAUUGUCUAACUAUCAAGAUUUCAUGAAGACUGUUCUCACUAGAUAAUCAUUUUGUGAAACGGACAUUCAUUCGGACCAGUCAGUUAAAGAAGACAUUUAAUUGUUUGAUUCAAGUGUUAUAACAGAUGAACUUUUACAUCAUUUAACAUCAUUUCUAAAUGAUCUAAAAUGCCCUAUAGAAGCAUAUAUAAGAUAACCUUAAAUAAAAGCAAACGGAAAUUAGAUAAAAGCAAAUUAGUAAAAAAAAAAAAAAAAUCAGCAUAAAAUAAUGACUCAUAAUUACCUUUUAGGGAACAACAAAUAAGAAAAACACUGUAACACGUGUUUUAUGAUAGAAAAUCUUAUGAUGAUUUUAGACUUCCUUAAUAAACACAUGCAAUCACACACAGGCUUUGCCUAUCUCUCUUAAAUGUCUGGUAUUAAUUAAAAAAAAACUUUUUUAAUUUUGAAAAACUUAAAAAGAACAGUACUUUCAAAACGGAUAAAGCCAAAAGUGGUAAAAGUGCGAAAAUCUCUAAGUAAUAUUCAUCAUCAAUUCCCUCGAACUACAGGGUAAUUGUGCAUAUAGUUUAAUAAUGGUCCCAUGGCAUGACUGAAUGAAAGUCCCUUAUACAUAAUACAUAUAUAUUUCAGAAGCAAUAAAAUGUAUAUUUAAUAGCUCACAAUAAUCUGCUGAAUAAAUACUAAUGAAUAAUAUGCAGUAAUAGAUUUCAUUGUGUUUAUUUGGCUGUAGAUAUUUAUCAACAUGCAACGUGACAUACAGAUAAUAAGCAAAUGCUGUGCUUUUACCUCGAUAGAAAAAAAAAACUUUUUUGCGCUGGUCCGUGAGACGGAUUUAUUUUUAUUGUGGCUUAUCGACCGGUAAAGAAAUAUUUAAUUUAUUUCUUAGUAUUCUCCGGCUACAGCGCAUCAACCAAUCACAAUCAGCUUUUACUUUGGGGUGGGGUGAAGACUGACCAUAAAAGGAUGGAAAAGCUGUCGAGCUGAGCUACUGAGAACAUCAUUCUCAAAGACAAAGUAAACAGGUUUAAACUAACGCCAACAUGGUUCAGUGGACUGAUGCUGAGCGCGCCGCCAUCGCUGAUAUCUUCGGAAAAAUCGACCGCGAUGUAGUUGGACCAAACGCACUUGCCAGGUGCCUUAUCGUGUACCCCUGGACCCGGAGAUAUUUCGGUGGCUUUGGGAACUUGUACAGCGCCGAUGCCAUCCUGGCGAACCCCAAGGUCGCUGCCCACGGAAAGGUUGUGUUUGGCGGGCUGGAGAAGGCUGUGAAGAACUUGGAUGACAUCAAGAAAACCUUCGCCCCGCUGAGCGAGCUGCAUUCAGAGAAGCUGAACGUGGAUCCCGAUAACUUCAGAUUGCUGGCUGACUGCCUCACCCUUGUCAUUGCUGGGCAGAUGCGCGCUGCGUUCACACCGGAAGUUCAGGCAGCGUGGCAGAAGUUUCUUGCUGUUGUUGUUUCUGCUCUCUGCAGGCAGUAUUACUAAAUUCUUUUUAUGUAAAUGGACAAAACAUAAAAAACGUUUCCUUUUUAAUAAAAGUCAAAUGAACCGCAACUGUU